Molecule: messenger RNA, 3689 nt
Organism: Anastrepha obliqua
Lineage: Eukaryota; Metazoa; Arthropoda; Insecta; Diptera; Tephritidae
Product: kelch-like protein diablo
Exons: 6
Coding region: 288-1919 (543 amino acids)
Molecular function (GO): protein binding
Source: RefSeq, a predicted model, not a curated record
UAUCAAUAACAGUGUAAAUAAGAAUCUCCGGACAACUUCAAAUCAAAAUAGCAAAAUAAAAAAGUGCCAUUUAGCAGCAGAAGCAAAGAGAGCAGCAGAAAAUGUGGUCAGUAAAAAAUUUGUGCGCUAAAUUGAAAAACAAAUGCAGCUAAUUAAAUCGAAUAAUCAGAGCGAAAUUCGGCGAACGCAGUAUUCGUAGCAAUAACUACAACAACAUCAACAACGGCAAUAAUACCAAUAACGGGCACAGCAUAAUUUGCAGAAGACGUAGAAAUUUGUUGUGGAAAAUGAGUGGUAGCGGUGGGGGUGGUGGUGGCGGCGGCGGCAGCGGACGUUUGGCGGCAGCUCAAUCACUGCAAAAUGAGCACGCCGAAGCGCUACUGGUGCAGCUUAAUGAGUUCCGCAAAAGUGAGCAGUACACGGAUGUUUGCUUGAUUUGCGGCGAUGUGCGGAUUAUGGCCCAUCGAAAUAUACUCGCCGCUGCGAGUCCCUAUUUCCAGGCGAUGUUUGGCGGCAACUUCCCGGAGAGCUCUCAGCGUGAGGUGCAUAUUCAUGAAAUGGAUCCGCGCUGCUUGGAACUGGCGGUGGACUUCAUUUACACCGGUCAUUUGGAUAACUACGUCGAUUGUGUGCAGCAGCUUCUUGAGACAGCUGCCUUUCUGCAGCUGGAGCACUUGCUCGAUUUGUGUACAGAUUAUAUGUGCGCGCAGCUGGACGCAGACAAUUGUCUGGGCUUCAAACAUUUCGCAGAAAAGCAAAACAACUUCACGCUGCUUGACUCGGCUUGUCAAUACAUUAUUACGCAUUUUAAGGAGGUGGUUCAGAGUGAAGAGUUUUUGGAGAUGACCUACUCAGAGCUCAGCAAUAUUUUGGCCAACGAUGCGCUCUACGUACACUCCGAUGACGCUGUGCUUUGCGGCUUGACACGCUGGACUGAGCAUCGGCCUGCAGAGCGCACAGCUAACUUGGCGCCGCUGCUUCGUUACAUACACCCCGCCUGCGUAACAGCUGAGGUGGCACGCUCACUGCCCAUUCUCAAACAGAGCGCGGAGAGUCAGAAUUGGCUGCGCGAUGUGCUGCACAGCGCCGACAGUGUGGAAUGGCAAAUUUUUGUGCUCGAUAAAAUGGGUCGCACACCAGAUCUGCAACGCUUCGACUUGACAUUCAAUGAGGCCACGCAGCUACAACCGCUGCCACGUCCAGCAUUUGCAGUGAGUUUGACGGCACAUAAGAAUAUUUUGUACGCCCAAGGUGGCAGUGUGGGUCGCAGCACAUGCGAGUGUUUCUAUUACAACAUCUAUCGUGAUCAGUGGCAUGAGUUGCAUCCACUGCUGAUGGAGCGUUCGCAUCAUCGAUCGGUCGUAUUGAACGGGUGUUUGUAUGCGCUUGGCGGGAAUACUUUGCAAGGAGCAACCUGCUCAGUGGAAUGUUUGAAUUUGGUGACAAACAAGGCGACUUUCCGGGAGAAUAUGCUGGCGAAACGCAAUGCAAUGGGAGCGGUGGUGUGUGAUCACACGCUCUAUGUGAUGGGCGGCGAGACGGAUCAUCGUUCACUUUACUCGGUGGAACGCUAUGAUCCGCGCUUGGGUCAGUGGCACGAGAUGCCCGCCAUGCGUGAGGUGAACAGCUAUUGCUCGAGUGCCGCCAUUGGUUCGCAUAUUUAUUGCUGCGAGGGUCUAGGCAGUUGUAUGGAACGUUUCGAUUUGCGCGCCAAUCGUUGGGAUGUCAUCAAUUUUUGGGAAGAGCGCGAGUUCUAUGAAAUCUUCGCUGUGGACAAUAAGUUGUAUAGCGUUUCGGGUGAGGCCAUCUCACGCUACGAUGAGACGGAGAACAAAUGGCAGUGCGAAUUUAAAUUCACGGAAUCGCGCGAAUGGGACACAGCCAUCGGCUUGCAAAUGGUCAACUAUUUGCGACUCUAAGAUUUCUUAGAAAUUAAAAGUAGCAAAGUAAUAGAGAGAGAGAAAAGUUUGAUUGGUAGCUGGUAAUUGGUAAGUGAAUCCACAUACAAAAAAAGUGGGCGCCGGAAAAAAGUAACACCAAUAUUAUCUGCUAUGCAGCUUUUGCUGUGAAGAUUGAUGUGGUAACAACUUUUGUGUAAUAAAAUUAGUAAAAGUAGCAGAAAGGUGUUUACUUUUUUUGACAAAAAAAUGCGAAAUGACAUUUUUAGGUGCUCGACCGAAUUUCUAUUUUUGUUGUGUUGUGCAUUCGAAGCGAAUGCACUUUAAAAUGUAUCCUUAAUAGUUAUUUACUAAGAAUAUACAUAAACAUACAUACACUGCGUUAAAAAGCUAUAGCACUGGGAUUUAUUUAAAAUACUUGACUCAAAUAAGUCUCAUUUAAUUUUAGUAAUUUUUCUAGUAAUUUUCUCUAAAAUCCGAGUUUCAAAUAAAAUUCAACAAAUUUGCAUUACAAAAAUUUUUAAACUUUGUAAUCAGCGGCAGGCUAAUCACUUACCCUGUCAGAAAUCAAAACAGAUUAACGAAACCAACGAAAGACUGAGUCUUGUCGGGGCCCUAUGCUCCCGAGAGGAGUGAACAAGGAAAAAAAAUCAGAAUUUUUAGGAAAAAAAUCGAGUACAUAGUCUUAUAGUCAUUGAGUUUUACUACAAUAAAGGACAAGUUCCAAAUGGCUAAAGAGUCGCGUUGCUUUAUGAUAAUUUUGUUUUUCUGCAAAAGUUUUCUUUUCUACGCUUUUGAGUACCUUUUCUUUAUAAUUUGCUCUGAAAUAAAGAGUAGCUUUUCCAAGCGCACGCCACGGAUUUAUCAAGUACCUCAAGAUGACUGAUACUGAGUGAAAAUUGGACAUCUAACAUCGCUUUUAAUUAUUGUUAAUGAUAUAGAGAAAAAGCGCAGCACCGCUUGCAAAAAAAAAAAAAAUCCAAAAAUCAGAACAAUUUUUGGGGCACUUCAAAAUUACACUAGCAAAAUUUGAUGAACUAUAAGACGCCGCCGUAGCCGAAUGGGCUGGAGUUUAGAGAGAACGCAGGCUCGAAUCUCGGUGGAAGAUCAAAAUAAAGAAAAAGUUGUUUCUCAUAGCGGUCGCCCCUCAGCAGGCAAUGGCGAACCUCCGAGUGUAUUUCUGCCAUGAAAAAGCUCCUCAUAAAAAAUAGCUGCUGUUCGGAGUCGGCUUGAAACUGUAGGCCCCUCCAUUUCUGCAACAACAUCAAGACGUACACCACAAAUAGGAGGAUGAGCCAAACACGCAAGAAGGGUGUACGCGCCAAUUAUAUAUAUGUAUAUAUAUAAGACUGCGUACUCGAAAUUUUUCUUAAAAUUUGGAUUAAAAGGUGUGAAAUAUUGAUGAAAAUUUGUUGAUUUUUUUCAUAAAUUUGCUAGGAAAAUGAAUUAGAUUUUCCUAAAAAAUUAUUAUAAUUACCAAGAAGGAAAUUAAUUACCAAAAUUCGUCAAUAAGUCCUUCUGCUAUAGUUAUUUAAGGCACUACAUAUUAGUGGCACGUGCAUAUUAUAUGUACGUGCGUAUAUAUAUAAAUCUAAAAGUUGUAUUGCCAGUUGUAUUGGCGUACAAGUGAUUUUAAUUGCAUUAAUUAUUACACGAAAACGUAGUUUAAAAACUAAUAAAACUCAAAAGGAAAGAAUGUUGAUACACUCUGAAAAUUGUAUGGCAGAGUGAUUUUAAGAUUUUGAUUAAAUUUGAAUAAAAUAAAUUUUAACGUUACAUACUCCCCAUAAA